CACCUGCGCAGUGUUGUUCAGCCUGUCUUUCCAGCGGGGCGGCUAGUGUGGCGAUAUCACAACCCCAAACUCCACGUAGACCACGGGCUAAGGAAUAACACACAGAUGGCUCCAAAGAAGGGAGAAGCACCCAAAGAGGCUCCACUGAUUGGACGAUUCGGCACAUCUCUGAAAAUUGGAAUAGUGGGAUUACCUAAUGUCGGGAAAUCUACUUUUUUCAACGUGCUGACCAAAAGUCAAGCAGCGGCAGAGAACUUCCCAUUCUGCACCAUCGACCCAAACGAGAGCAGGGUACCUGUUCCCGAUGAGCGCUUUGACUUCCUCUGCCAGUACCACAAACCAGCCAGUAAAGUCCCUGCCUUCCUAAAUGUUGUGGACAUCGCUGGUCUGGUGAAGGGAGCUCACGCAGGACAGGGACUUGGAAAUAACUUCCUCUCCCACAUCAGUGCCUGUGAUGCCAUUUUCCACAUGACCCGUGCAUUUGAUGAUGAGGACAUUGUCCACGUGGAGGGUAACGUAGACCCGGUGAGAGACAUUGAAAUCAUCCACGAGGAACUGCGGCUAAAAGACGAGGAACUGAUUGCUCCAAUUAUUGACAAACUGGAGAAAACCGCCGUCAGGGGAAGCGACAAAAAACUGAAACCUGAAUAUGACAUCAUGUUGAAGAUACAUAACUGGGUGGUAGAGGAGAAGAAACACAUCAGAUUUUGCCAUGAUUGGAACGAAAAAGAGAUUGAAGUGUUGAAUAAACACCUUUUACUGACGUCCAAGCCCAUGAUCUAUCUGGUGAAUCUCUCGGAAAAGGAUUACAUCAGAAAAAAGAACAAGUGGCUGGCAAAAAUCAAGGAGUGGGUCGAUGCUCAUGACCCUGGUGCGCUGGUGAUUCCUCUGAGUGGAGCGGUGGAGUCCAAGCUGCAGGAAAUGGAGGAAGAGGAGAGGAAUAAGUUCUGUGAGGAGCAGAAGACCCAGAGUGUUCUGACCAAAAUAAUAAAGACCGGCUAUGCAGCGCUGCAGCUGGAAUAUUUCUUCACAGCGGGCCCAGAUGAGGUGCGAGCUUGGACCAUUAGGAAAGGUUCAAGGGCUCCUCAGGCUGCAGGAAAGAUUCACACUGACUUUGAGAAAGGCUUCAUCAUGGCUGAGGUGAUGAAGUACAGCGACUUCAAAGAGGAGGGCAGUGAGAAUGCAGUCAAGGCUGUGGGCAAAUACAGACAACUGGGCAGGAACUACAUCGUGGAAGACGGGGACAUCAUCUUUUUCAAAUUCAACACACCCAACGCCCCCAAAAAGAAAUAAUGAGAUGACACAAUCACCAGAGGGAGAGCUCAGAAUACUGCUCGGUACUGCAGAGAGCUACACUGUCUGCUGGUUUUCAUUUUUCUCUCGUAAAUUCAGAGGAUCAACAAGAGCCUGGACCAGAAUAUCUGGAGAGUUAACAUUUUUUUUAUACAACAUUAAUUCCUAUGUCAACAAAUGUGAGCAGCUUUUGAAACUGCACAGCCAGUCAAAUAUUUUGGAAAAAGAAGCAACAAAUAAGUUUAGUUAAAAAUAUCAACUUAGUGUUUUACUGGAAAUCAGAUUAGAAGCCUGAAGCUGAAUUUAAAUUGCUUACUUGAUUAAAGCUCUGAAUGUAGCAAAGCAUCCCCAGUUUAAUAAGUGUUAUUUUUCAUCAUUUAAAGCUUUAAGAUACUUAGAGGAAUCAAAUGUGGUCUUAAAGAUAAAUAUAAAUGAAACCUUUGAGCGACGAAACCUUAUCUUAAAGUCGACACUUGCCUCUAUGAUCCUAAUGAGUCUUUAAAUUAGUGUGUUAUCAUCAUUAAUAAACAGUGUAGUAGUUUCCUUGUCAGAGUUAACAAAAACGACCCUAUUCUGAUUUGGUACUUGGAACUUUUCAUAGUUUCCCCGUUAGUUGAUCUUCCCUAGAUUAACAAAGUUGUAUCACUUGAAACAAGAAAAUAACAAAAAAUUCUAACUUCAUAAUUUGAUGGCCAGAGAGUUUACUUCAUAAGAGAGAGAAAUCCAUCACCGUGUUGCCUUCAGGCGCAGUGUCGGGCUGUAUUCUGAGCAGAAGAGCUAUUUUAGACAGACCAAUGCAGGCAUCCCUGACGGUGCCAACCCUUGAACAGAGGAUGUUGUCAUACAUAAAAAUUAUACAGCUGCUUUUAUUGACUAUUUGGGGCUUGUGGAAAAAAAGGACUCUUCACGUUAUGAACUCUAUCCUGCUUUAUGAGACAAUUCUUCUUUGUGAAUUCUGGAGCGCUACAAGAGAAAAGCUUUCCAUCGUCUGGACUACAUCUGGUUUCACCUGUUCUCAGUACCUUCACAGUGUGAUUGUCUUUAUUUUCCAGAGAAUUUACCUUCACCUUUCCAAAUAACAUGCCAAAUUUGCAGAAGCAGAAGCUCGGCCCUCUUUAUGAAGAAAGCUUGAAAGAUGUUACUGCAGGUCUAAUAACUAACAAUCUCAUUGAUAUGCAUGUCAAUAAAUGGAGACAAACCUCUGUCAUUA
Messenger RNA from Solea solea (common sole), 2503 nucleotides. RefSeq names its product obg-like ATPase 1. Gene Ontology annotation, molecular function: ATP binding; GTP binding; ATP hydrolysis activity. The record is from RefSeq and is a predicted model, not a curated record. Gene Ontology annotation, cellular component: cytoplasm. The coding region runs from base 106 to 1293 and encodes 395 amino acids. Lineage: Eukaryota; Metazoa; Chordata; Actinopteri; Pleuronectiformes; Soleidae. The transcript has 11 exons.